This is a messenger RNA of Musca vetustissima, 1251 nucleotides long. RefSeq lists its product as uncharacterized. The record is from RefSeq and is a predicted model, not a curated record. Lineage: Eukaryota; Metazoa; Arthropoda; Insecta; Diptera; Muscidae. Bases 1 to 1251 code for a protein of 416 amino acids. The transcript is spliced from 3 exons.
AUGACGGAACAAGAAAAAGUAAAACAACCAGCAAAUCCAAUACCCGAUUGGGUUGAGGAAUCUCUAUUUGAAAAUCUGCUCAAGGAUAAUAUUCCAAAUUUCCAAUGUAUUAAAAAAUUCGAAGUUAAUCCCGGCGCAGCUGCGGGUGAAAAUUAUGCCACCGUUAUUUUGAGAAUAAAUGUUGAUGUUGAAUUACAAGAUGGUUCCAGCAAAUCCCUAUCAUAUAUGCUGAAAACUGGUCACGAACAGGAUAUGCUUAAAGAUAUGAUGGGUUCACAUGAUGUGUUUGCUGUGGAAAAGGGCAUGUACGAUGACAUUGUGCCUGCCUUUGAAAAGCUUUACGCUGAUGUUGGUGUAGCAGUGAAAUUUGGACCCAACAGUUUUGUGCUGCCAACCGAUCAACCUUAUAUACUACUGGAAAAUCUAACUCCUCGUGGUUUUAAAAAUGUCAAUCGUCUGGAGGGUAUGGAUCAAAUACAUGUCGAAUGUGUACUAAAGAAAUUGGCUCAGUGGCAUGCAGCCUCUGCAGUGUAUCAUGAAAUAAAUGGUCCCUUCGAGGAGAAAUACUGCCAUGCAUACUACAGGGAAGAAUGCAAGCCAAUGAUGAAAAUAAUGAGUGAACAAAUAACGAAAAUCUUUACCGAAUGUGCAAAAACCUAUAAGCACUAUGAAGAAUAUGGUGAACAUUUGGUUCCCCCAGAAGAUCCCAUAGAAUUAGUCUUUCGCAUGGUCAAAGUGAAUCCCAACGAAUUUAAUGUUCUGAAUCACGGUGACUGUUGGAGCAACAAUUUCAUGUUCCAGUAUGAUGCCUUUGGUGCCAUCAAAGAGACCUACGUGAUUGAUUAUCAAAUACCCAGAUAUGGUACACCUGCCCAGGACCUUUACUACUUUCUGGUAUCAUCAACUAAUUAUGAAGUGAAAUUGAAGAAAUUCGAUUAUUUCAUUAAAUUCUAUCACGAUAAUUUGAGUGAAAACUUGAGAUUGCUGAAGUACACAAAACCCAUUCCAAAAUUGCGUGACAUUCACAUAAUGUUAUAUAAAUACGGGAUGUUUGGAGUCCAGACAGCUAUCGGUGUAAUGGGUGUAGUUUUGCUGGAUCCAACGGAGAAGGCAAACUUAGCCAACUUUAUGGGUGAAGAUGGUGAUGCUGAUGAUUUUAAAAAACUGAUGUUUACCAAUGAUCGCUAUAGGAAACACAUUGAGGUUCUAUUACCCUGGUUCUAUAAUCGUGGAGCCUUACAUUUUAGUUAA